Messenger RNA from Geodia barretti, 1188 nucleotides. NCBI's taxonomy places the organism in Eukaryota, Metazoa, Porifera, Demospongiae, Tetractinellida, Geodiidae. The record is from the annotation of a GenBank genome assembly.
AUGACCAAGGAUAGCGGCGACAAGGGGCGCUACCGGGACGAGACCCUGCUCUCGGUGCUCGGCCGCGACCCGGCGGCGAACCACGGUGUGGUCAACCCGCCCGUCUAUCACGCAUCGACGAUCCUGCAUGAGUCGGCGGCGGCGCUGAAGGAAGCCACCAAGACCUAUUACGGCCGCUACGGCACGCCCACGACCUUCCCGCUGCAGGAUUCCAUCGCCACGCUGGAGAAGGGCUACCGGACCUACCUGUUCGGCUCCGGCAAGGCGGCGAUCGUGGCGGCGCUGCUCGCCUUCGUGAAGAGCGGCGACCACGUGCUGAUGACCGACAGCGCCUACGGCCCGACGCGGAGCCUCGCGAACGGCCUGCUGAAGCGCAUGGGGGUCGAGACCACCUUCUACGACCCCUGCAUCGGCGCCGGCAUCGCUGACCUGAUGCGGGCCAACACCAGCGUGGUGGUCGGCGAAUCGCCGGGCUCGCUUACCUUCGAGGUUCAGGACUUUCCGGCGCUCGCGGCUGCCGCCCAUGAGCGGGGCGCGGUCCUCGUCGUGGACAAUACCUGGGCCUCGCCGCUUUUCUGCCAGCCGCUGGUGUUGGGCGCGGAUAUCUCGAUCCAGGCCGGCACCAAGUACAUCGUGGGCCAUUCGGACGCGAUGCUGGGCGCGGUCACCACCACCGAGGCCCAUGUCGAGGCGCUCCGCCGUAUCUUCGAGGAGCUUGGCGCGGCACCCGGCCCCGACGACUGCUAUCUGGGCUUGCGCGGCCUGCGCACGCUUUCCGUCCGGCUGCAGCGGCACCAGGAGACGGGCCUCGCGCUCGCCCGCUGGUUCCGCGAGAGGCCGGAGGUCCGCCAGGUGCUCCACCCCGCGUUGGAGGACGACCCCGGCCACGCCUUGUGGAAGCGCGAUUUCUCGGGCGCAUCGAGCCUCUUCGGCGUGGUGCUGGAGCCGGUGCCGGAGCCUGCGGUCGAUGCCUUCCUCGAUUCCCUCGCGCUCUUCGGCCUCGGCUAUUCCUGGGGCGGCUACGAGAGCCUGGCGCUGCCCACCUAUCCCUGGAAGCUCCGCGAUGCGACCCGCUGGGAUCCGGCCUAUCCGCUGCUCCGCAUCUACGCGGGGCUUGAGGACCCGGACGAUCUCAUCGCCGACCUGGAGCGGGGUUUCGAGCGCAUGGCGGCGGCGCGCGACGCCUAG